Messenger RNA from Parastagonospora nodorum SN15, 123 nucleotides. RefSeq lists its product as hypothetical. The record is from RefSeq and is a predicted model, not a curated record. The coding region runs from base 1 to 123 and encodes 40 amino acids. NCBI's taxonomy places the organism in Eukaryota, Fungi, Ascomycota, Dothideomycetes, Pleosporales, Phaeosphaeriaceae. The transcript is spliced from 2 exons.
AUGUCCAAGCUGUUUUCUUGGGGUGUUAGGGUACAUUUGAAGGCCGAGAAGGGUGAUGAGCUGAAGAUGGCGGUGUUGCAAUUUUUCCGGGUACCGGUCUUCGAGGUCCCUGAACAGGUUUGA